AUGGCGUUCCGCGGCGACGACACGCGCCGAUACGGCCACGUUCCUCCUGCUCAGUACUCCGUCGCUGGGGCUGCGGCUGCCCAGGAACCUCUCACAUCCUACUCUGCUCGACCGCCGAGCUACAAUAGUGGUGAUGACUCCAGCUUUUUCGACCAUACCGCUACACGGCCCCAGACACACUACUCGGGGACCUCCGGCCGGGGUGAAGAAGAGUUGUUCAUAAGCAGCCCGGCCUCAUCACCAAGUGCCCAGCCAAACCCCAACCGCGCGAGCUACAUUCCCAGUUCUACUUCCACAACCUCGGCCUAUCAGCGCCAGUACCAAGUUCCUCCUCCUCCUCCGCCGCCGCCGCCUGUCCAUGCGACGACGACGACGACGACGACGCCUACCACACCAAAUACAACGUAUAAUCCCCAACACUUCGCUCGUUCUCACUCUACUUCCCUGCCUUACCAUCCUCAUCCAAGGUAUGGGUCCUCGACGAGCCCUACCUACACGACCCCUUUGGUGACGAACUACACUCCACCGGCGUAUAACCCAGCCGCGUAUGCGAACACUCCGACAACGAGCACAGUUCCUCAUCGGCACUCCACCAUUGCCGGGUAUGGAAACUACCGGUAUAAUAACUACUCAUCUCCUGCUGUCCCUCAAGUAUCCACAACUUUUGUGCCCCCUCCUCCCUCGAGCUAUGGUGGAUCACAACCUUCUUCAGCGACAAGCCCCUCAGUUCCGCAGCGGUACGAGCCAGCGCUGCAUAGCCCUCAGUACUCGUCGGCUUCAACUCCAUCGGCCGUUUCACCACAGUAUGAGCAGCCCUCUUAUUCGUACAAUCCGGCUCAAUAUACAAGCUCGUACGCCGCGAAUGGGGCUAGCCCUGUCUCGACUGCCUCAUAUCCGGUGACAACUUCUACGGCGCCGUAUCCCAUGCAGAACCAGAUCCCUGUUGGCCCCAUGUACUCCUCUCCGGACCCGAAUACCUUCGCCAAUCGCACUACUCGGUCGGCUUCUCAACCACCUCCCCUACCAUCACCUCCGAUCUACAUGUCGACGACUCAGCAACCGCUCCAGCGCCAUCCGACAAAUGCCCCUCUCCCUAGCCGCCCCGAUGAAGUCGCUGAAGAACCAGAGUGGAGGACCGGAGGCGCUGAGAGUGACAUCCAAGCUACUCAGGAUAGUCUGAUCCAGGAGAUCGUUUCUGACCUGGGCAUCAGCCAUCCCCAGUCCCUGAACGGUGCGGCUCCGGAUGUGACCGCAGACAAUAGAGCCCACCGCUAUAAUUCGACCUCGUCGAGGCACACCACUGAUUCGGGCGUUAACCUGCACCACUCCAAUUCUACUUCUUCCAGGAGCAACAAUGGCGGCGCUCCCUUGAACUACGGUUGGGAUUCUGAAGAGAGCGACCCUGAAGGUGCUGCUGGGCUUAUUGCUAUGCGAAAUGACGCGGAUGAUAGGCGUUUCGGUAGCCUUAGCUUCCCGACUUACAUGGAGACACCUGUGACGGCUUCUGCUUCGUCAACAAUUCCCGCUACGUCCCACCGUCCGUCCAUUUCCGAAGAGACAUUCCCUGAGCCGAGCGACUAUGGUGGGAUGGAUCUUGGCAUGUACGGAGGCGGCUAUGCGGGCAACCUGCAGUAUGGUACUGAUGUCGGCCUGACGUCCGCUACUGAGUCUCGUCGGCCAUUGCCCGACCCAUACGCACAACCUGCCGAGCUUCCCCCGUUCCCGGAUGUGUCUGUUGACUAUGGUGGCACCGGUGGUCUCCAGGCUCCGCAAGAACGCCGGCUUAGCUUUGACGAGGGCGAGGAGAGAGUCUCUGUUCAUUCUCGUCGGAGCAGUAGUGAUGAUCCCGAGAAGGACGACUUCCCCUACGACCAGAUGUUUUGGCACCCAGGACUCACAAAUCGUCCACUUCCAGCCAUUCCAACCGCCCCUGAGAGCAGCUCACAGGCUUCGUCCCAGCCUGCAGUCACCACUGCUUCCUACUCGCAGCACACCUACUCUCUUAGCGCCGACAGCACUCUACCUUACCCACCAGGUACUCCUGAUCUGUACCCGAGCCAGGGCUUUGCUCCUCAGCAGCCCGUGGAGAGGUCUGUGUCGCUCAACAACCACAGCACUACUCCUCAGGUACAAGCACCGGCCAGGUCUCGGACCGAUGCCAACGAAGAACGCCGUCGGGCCAAGUACAUGUCCCAGCCCCAUCUUUAUGGACCUGGCGCUAGCUACGGGACUUACGGCGCAGAUGUGGCGUCGUCGCUGGCUGCUUACGACAUGAUUACCCUGCCUACCGGUCGCAGGAAGAAGUUUGUGCCAUCCAAGCUUACUUCUGCCGACUUCAAGCGCUGCGCUGAGCCAUGGGCGCUCAGCGGCGUUACGGCCUGGAUUCGCGAGAUGGCCGAAGGCGAGCCCGAUCUGAAAAGGAAGACGAUCGAGGAGGGAAUUCUGAAGCUGUUCUGCGCCAAGGUGCCGACCAUGAAUGUCGCCGAUGCCGAGCAGCUGAGCGCUAAUGUCGUCGAUUCCAUGUUUGCUGCCGGCAUCCUGCUCCCCGAUGAAGAAUGGGUCAAGUUCGGCUCUGGCGAGCUCUCCGGUGUAUUGUGGCAACUGACGGGCUCGGGCUGCUAUGCCCCCAAGUUGCACGAUAGUGAGGAUAGCGUUCCCAGGUUGCACGACAACGGCAUACCGAUUAGAUGCUACUCGCAUCACUGCGGCAGAACCCUGAAGAAGAUGAAUCUGGACAACCUGAAGGUUGAGGAGGAGCCUCCCAUCCUGGACUGGGCGACAUUCUACGGUCUGAAGAAGGAGGACAUCGAGGGCAAGCCAAAGAAGGAGAUCGAGAGGCAGAACGUCCUUCACGAGAUCGUCACUGGCGAGGAAGAGUACAUGGGCCAACUCAAUGUACUCCGCAAUCUCUACCGCGACCAGUUGCGGUCAUGGCAACCGCCGAUCAUCGCUGAAAACCGGAUGGAGAAGUUCAUCGAUGCUGUCUUCGGCAAAGUGGAUGCUGUACAGCAGAUCAACAAGGAGCACCUCCUUGCGCAGCUCAAGUACCGCCAGAAAGAACAAGGCCCCUGGAUCGUCGGCUUCAGCGACCUGUUCCGUGAGUGGAUUCGGAAGGCCAGGCCCAUCUACAUCGAGUACUGCGCCAACUAUCCCUAUGCCGAAUAUAUGAUCAAGAAAGAGGCCGCAAGGAAUCUUCUCUUCCGCCAGUUCCUGGAGGUUGUCCGCGAGCACAAGCUAUCCAAGCGUUUGGAGUGGAGAACAUUCGUGAAGGCGCCCAUCACGCGUCUACAGCGCUACGGCCUUCUCCUGGAAACGGUCAAGAAGAACAUGAUUGGCGAGAGCGAGGAAAAGACCAACCUCGAGAAGGCCCUGGAGGAGAUCAAAAAGGUCACGCACGAGUGCGACGAGAAGGUGGCAGAAAUGGAGAAGAAGGUUAUGCUGUUGGAGCUGCAGCACAUGCUAGUAAUGCGCCCUGGCUUCCAAUCCGUAUUGAACCUCGACCAUCUGGGUCGCGAGCUGUUGAAGCAGGGUGAACUUCAGCGUCAAGGUUCCAAAGGUGUCCGUUGGGUCGAUACCCAUGCGCUGCUCUUCGACCAUUACUUUAUCCUGGCCAAGGCGUUUAUGGCCAAGGAUGGUUCUGGCAAAAAGUAUGACGUGUCCAAGGAGCCUAUCCCGAUGCCGUUGCUCUUCCUGGAGAGUACAAACGAUGAGCCAGUCGCAAAACAAAAGAGCCUGACUGCUCCGCUUACCCGUACGGCGGUAACCGGCGCUGGUUCUCAGCUCAUGAGCAAGUCGGCUACCAUGUCGGAGAAGCCCGGGGCGGACGACGACGGCAAGAUCAUCUAUCCAUUCCGGAUCAAGCACCUCGGCCACGAGAUCUACACGCUCUACGCAUCUUCGGCCCAGGAGAGGACUGCCUGGUGCAAUGCCAUCAUUGAGGCUAAGACGAGACAUGCCCGGGCGCUUCAUGCCCAGAACGCGGAGCCCUUCCGCCUGCGUGUAAUUUCCGACUGCGCCUUUGCCUAUGAUUCGACCUCGCCUAUGGGCAGACAGCCGACCGUGCCCAUCCGAGAUACUCCUCUUGACAGGGCGAUUCGCGAGAUGGAGAAGACCUAUGGUCCUGGCCGAGGUCCGCCGCCGGUGUGCAGAGCCACCGUCAACUGUGCUUGCGCCUUCAACAUGUUUGGCAAGUCGAUCAUCGCUAUCGGUACCGACUAUGGCGUCUACAUCUCGGAAGCUUCCAAUCCACGCGGAUGGACCAGGACGGUUCAGCUCCCCAAGGUCACGCAGAUCGCGGUGCUGGAAGAGUUCUCGGUCUGCCUGCUGAUUGCCGACCGGUCCUUGAUCUCCUAUCCUCUUGACAUCAUCGCUCCCGUCUCGGCCUUCCCUCCUCCGACAUAUGACAGCCCCCGUCGUGCUCCUCAAAAGUUGGCUAAAGAUGUUUCGUUCUUUGCCACAGCACGCAUGAAGGACAGAAUGCUCGUCUUCUACAAGCGCAAGGAAGGCAUGCACAACACCUUCAAGGUUCUGGAGCCCGUCUUCCAGCGAUCGACCGAGAAGCGCUCCCGUCUGUUCGGCCGUCGCUCCGGUGGCACAACCGAAACCUUCCGCGACUUCGACGAGUUCUACAUCCCCGCUGAGUGCUACUCGCUGAACCUCUUCCAGACCUACAUCGCGGUCUCAACGUCCAAGGGCUUCGAGCUCCUGACCCUCGACAAGAAAGUCCCCCAAUCUAUCCCCCGCGAGCUCAACCAGCCCGAAAUCGCCAACAUCGCCUCGCGCAUCAAGGAUACCAUCCCUCUGGGCAUGUUUAAACUCAACGACAACGAGUUCCUCCUUACUUACGAGGACUGCGCCGUCUACGUCGACAAGCACGGCGAGAUCUCGCGCACCCUCAUCAUGGAGUACAGCGGCAAGCAGAAGAAGGCUAAGGCAGCCACCAUGUUUGGGCAGUACCUGCUUCUGUUCAAUGACGAUUAUGUCGAGGUGCGAAACGCGGAGAACGGUCGGCUGAGGCAGAUCAUUGCCGGUCGGGAUGUCCGGUGUCUGGAUUAUGGGUAUCGUGGGCCGACUGGGUCGGGAGGUGCGAAACUUCCGCCGGCGCAGGCGCUUGCUGCUGCCGCGAAGGAUUCCAAAGGGACAGUAAAGAUUUGCAUGAGUCACCCUGAGGUGUCGGGCGGGCAGAUCGUACUGGAAAUGGUGUUGAAUGAUGGGCAUGUGGAGUCGUAA
Thermochaetoides thermophila DSM 1495 is the source of this 5229-nucleotide messenger RNA. Its product is annotated as putative rho1 guanine nucleotide exchange factor. Lineage: Eukaryota; Fungi; Ascomycota; Sordariomycetes; Sordariales; Chaetomiaceae. Gene Ontology annotation, molecular function: guanyl-nucleotide exchange factor activity. The transcript has a single exon. The coding region runs from base 1 to 5229 and encodes 1742 amino acids. The record is from RefSeq and is a predicted model, not a curated record.